CCCAAAUUUCCUCAUCAACAAUCUCAGAAGCACACACAAAAAGAAAUCAGAUUGGAAAAAAAGAAAAAAAGAGAAACAGUUUCGCAGCGAAGUCGAAUCGAAGAAGAUGUCAGGGAGAGGAAAAGGAGGCAAGGGAUUGGGAAAGGGAGGAGCGAAACGGCACCGCAAGGUCCUGAGGGACAACAUCCAGGGGAUCACUAAGCCAGCCAUUAGACGUCUGGCUAGGCGUGGCGGCGUCAAGCGUAUCAGUGGCCUCAUCUACGAGGAGACUCGUGGCGUCCUCAAGAUCUUCCUCGAGAACGUGAUCCGCGACGCCGUCACUUACACCGAGCACGCUCGCCGGAAGACCGUCACCGCCAUGGACGUUGUCUAUGCUCUCAAGAGGCAGGGCCGUACUCUCUACGGUUUCGGAGGCUAAGCUCUUAGGAUUAGGGUUUUUUUCUUUUUUUUUUUUCGGAUUUCGAAUUGUGGAUUCGUUAUUUCUAAAUUGAAUGUUUCCAUUGCUCUGUUAUGUUCUGUUGGUGACUUUAAAUAGAGAUUUCUAUAGGUUGAUUAUC
This is a messenger RNA of Ziziphus jujuba (common jujube), 557 nucleotides long. Its product is annotated as histone H4. The coding region runs from base 107 to 418 and encodes 103 amino acids. Gene Ontology annotation, molecular function: structural constituent of chromatin; protein heterodimerization activity; DNA binding. The record is from RefSeq and is a predicted model, not a curated record. The transcript has a single exon. Lineage: Eukaryota; Viridiplantae; Streptophyta; Magnoliopsida; Rosales; Rhamnaceae. Gene Ontology annotation, cellular component: nucleosome. Gene Ontology annotation, biological process: nucleosome assembly.